AUGUCACGCCAACUCAUUUCCAGCGAAAAGUUCCCUCCCAAGCCCCACAACUGCCCAGCCACCAAAGUUCCUGGUCUAGUCUUCUGCGCCGGACAGACUGCCACUGGCGAGAUUAAGCAGGCAACGAGGACUGUUCUCCAGAAUCUCAAGGAGGUGCUUGAGCUCUCCGGCUCAUCACUUGAGCAGGUCGUCAAGUACAAUGUCUAUCUAGCUGACAUGAAAGACUUUGCCGCUAUGAACGAGGUGUACAUAGAUUUUCUGCCCAAGCCCAUGCCUUCGCGAUCGUGCCUCCAGGCUCUUCCUCCUGGUGACGGUACUGUUAUUGAGAUUGAGUGCAUCGCGCAAGCUUAG
Molecule: messenger RNA, 351 nt
Organism: Fusarium redolens
Lineage: Eukaryota; Fungi; Ascomycota; Sordariomycetes; Hypocreales; Nectriaceae
Product: Endoribonuclease L-PSP/chorismate mutase-like protein
Exons: 3
Coding region: 1-351 (116 amino acids)
Cellular component (GO): mitochondrion; cytosol
Molecular function (GO): deaminase activity
Source: RefSeq, a predicted model, not a curated record